AUGGCAAAGCUUGCUUCAAUUGUUUUGAUUUUCAGUUUUAUAAUGGCACUUGUUUUGCUAUCUUCAUGCCCAGCAAUGUCUCAGGAAGUUGAGGAUGAGAGAGAGUUUAAUUAUGAUGAAGAGAGUGAUAAAGGACCACAAAAUUGGGGAAACAUUAAACCAGAAUGGUUCAUGUGUAAAAAUGGAACAAAGCAAUCACCAAUUGAUUUAUUGAAUCAAAGGGUUCAAAUUGUAUCCAAUUUAGGAACACUUCAAAUCAACUACAAGCCCUCUUAUGCAACUCUUAAAAAUAGAGGUCAUGAUAUUAUGCUCGAAUUAAACUCGAACUCAAGCUAUCUGCAAAUUAACGAAACUCAAUAUAUCCUUAAACAAUUCCAUUGGCAUUCUCCUUCCGAACACACCAUUAACGGCAAAAGGUUUGAUUUAGAGUUACAUUUGGUACACCAAACUCCAUCAGGAAAAAUAGCAGUGAUUGGAUUAUUGUACAAAAUUGGAAUACCAGAUCUUUUCUUAGCGUUGUUGAAAAAGGACUUGGAGGCAAUUUCUGAAAGUAGUGGGGCAGAAAGGGAAAUAGGUAUAGUUGUUCCUAAUCUGAUUACAUUUGACAGAAGGCAGUAUUAUAGAUACAUUGGUUCGUUGACUACUCCACCGUGCUCUCAAAAUGUUACUUGGACAAUUAUUACAGAGGUGAAGUCUGUUUCGAAGGAGCAAAUUGAAUUGCUUCGAGUUGCUGUUCAUGAUGAAUCAAAUUCUAAUGCAAGACCAUUGCAACCAAUAAAUGGUCGAUUAGUGCAGCUGAAUAAAUUUGGACCAAGAGUAUGA
Messenger RNA from Lathyrus sativus (Indian pea), 822 nucleotides. NCBI's taxonomy places the organism in Eukaryota, Viridiplantae, Streptophyta, Magnoliopsida, Fabales, Fabaceae. The record is from the annotation of a GenBank genome assembly.